This is a messenger RNA of Caenorhabditis elegans, 1259 nucleotides long. The record is from the annotation of a RefSeq genome assembly. NCBI's taxonomy places the organism in Eukaryota, Metazoa, Nematoda, Chromadorea, Rhabditida, Rhabditidae.
AUGUCCCUACAGUUGAAGUUGAUUCGCGAUGGGUUUCCUGCACAAAAUGUACCAAUACGAGUAGCCAAAAGUCACGUUACAAAAGAGAAGCGUCUGUUUGAAGUCGGAAAAGAGCUGCAACUUAUUUUGGAUUUUCCUAUGAUCACUUGAGAUGCAGCUACAAGGAUUACAUUCUGGUCUUAAACGACAGAAGAGUCAAUGAAGUUAUCAAGACAGAUGUGUUUCCAUUACAUUUCUCACACAAAUUCUCUUCCACUUUUUCCCAAUGUGCAACCAUUAUUGAUCAAUGCAUUGAAGAAAUCGGACAUGAGGAUUGGGAUAUAAGAAAUCGAGAGAAAAUUCAGAAAUCUAAUUAUUACCUCCAUAUUCUAACAGAACACCUCUUUUUCGAUUCCUAUCCAAUGCUCACAUACUAUCGUGAUUUGUUCUCUUUGAAGCUGGCUUCAUGUCUGGAUAUGGAAUAUUCGAGCUUUGAAAAUGCGACGAAAAUAAACUUUCGAGAAUUUUUCCCGGAAGCGAGAAGUCUUACUUUUAGUAAAAAACCGGACGCAAAACAAGGAAUGCAGGGAGGCGGAAUGUUAAAGAUGCUCAUCGACGAAAAAGAGACAAUAUUCUAUAUAAAAGCAUUCACAGGACUCAAUGAGGAAAAUGCUAUCAAGUUAAAUGAAUUAGUUGUGUGCAAGAUCCUUCAUCGAAUGGGCAAGGGACCAAAUUAUUGGUUUUAUAUUAAUAACCAUUUUUCAAAAAAGGCCGUCUACAUGGCAAGUAAAGAAGUUGUUGGAUGCGGAUGAAAACGGAGGUGUUUUGGAAGAUUAUAUGGAAUCUGACGUUAGAUUGAUUGAAUCCGUUCUUCGUAUAAGCGAUCUUCAUGAUACCAACUACGGAGUGAACUCUGAAGGAGUGCUUCAGAUUGUUGAUUUUCAAGCGGUACCGGAAAAGAAAUUGAAAUAUUAUAUCAGCAAAACUGAUCCGCUCGACGCUGACUUUUCGGACUCGGAAACGUCUACAUCAUCAGGUCGUACAUCGUCUUCUUCCGAUUCAGAGACAUGCAAUUCCGUCAAAACUGAUCGUCGCAGAGCUCUAGAAUCCUUUGUGCAAAUUUAUGGAAAUACAUUUCGCGGAAUUGUGAAGGAGUCAGCGGAUGAGAUCCGAGGCUUCGCCAAUCUUCUUCAAGAUAAUCAUGUGGAAUACUUGGACAAUAUUGAUGACUACGUGGAGAAAGUCAUCAACAACUUCGAAGUUCUCUGCGAACUUUGAAU